Telopea speciosissima is the source of this 603-nucleotide messenger RNA. Its product is annotated as protein PLANT CADMIUM RESISTANCE 2-like. The record is from RefSeq and is a predicted model, not a curated record. NCBI's taxonomy places the organism in Eukaryota, Viridiplantae, Streptophyta, Magnoliopsida, Proteales, Proteaceae. Bases 1 to 603 code for a protein of 200 amino acids. The transcript has 3 exons.
AUGUAUCCAUCUGAGGGAAGUGUUGACCAGAAGUACUUCACUCCAGCUUCUUCUGCCACAGCCCCACCUCUCACACAAUUCGAUUCAGCUCCGGCCAUCGGCAUUCCAGUGAGUUCAGGAAACCAGACGUACAGUUGGAUUCCUCCCACAGCUGCUGCUCCACCUCCACCUCCACCUCGCCCUCAAGCUCCAGUUCCUUGGUCCACCGGCCUUUGCUGCAGCGGUGGGGAUAUUAGCAACUGGUGUAUAACAUGUUGGUUUCCAUGUAUUACCUUCGGCCAAAUCUCCGAGAUUCUCGAUAGAGGAUCCCCUUCCUGCGUUGCAAAUGGAACAAUCUAUGCACUUCUCAGACACUUCACAGGCUUGCAAUCCUUGUACUCUUGUUCCUAUCGGUCUAGAAUGAGGCAGCAAUAUAACCUGAAAGGGAGUUCCUGUGGGGAUUGCUGCAUUCAUUGCUGCUGUGAGCCAUGUGCCUUGCGCCAAGAGUACAGAGAGCUCAAGAUCCGUGGAUUCGACAUGUUCAUUGGAUGGCAUGGUAAUGUGGAAAGGCAGAACCUUGCAGCAAUGAUGCCUCCUAUUCUGCAACAAGGAAUGAUUCCAUAA